This is a messenger RNA of Populus trichocarpa (black cottonwood), 842 nucleotides long. RefSeq lists its product as uncharacterized. The coding region runs from base 136 to 627 and encodes 163 amino acids. The record is from RefSeq and is a predicted model, not a curated record. The transcript is spliced from 3 exons. Lineage: Eukaryota; Viridiplantae; Streptophyta; Magnoliopsida; Malpighiales; Salicaceae.
CUCUCUUCCCUCGGUACUCCUCCUUUUCAUGCUACUUUUCCUUUUCUUUCUUUUAUCUUUACAUUCUCUCUCUAAAACCCACACACUCAAAGCUACAUUUUUUGUGCCUCUGGCAUGAGCAUAUGAACGUUUCCUAUGGGUUUGUCAUGUGGGGAGGAUGAUUUUGAAAAGAAUGAAAGUCAUGGAGUUCCAUUAAUAAUUGAGAGCGGAGAGACUAGAGCCAGGGGUGGCUAUAUGGAUUUACAACAUCAUCAUCAUCCAGUUGAAUUUGAUGUCGAAUUCUGGCCAGUGGAACACCCAAUGGAACCACAGGAUGAAGAUCGUCCCGUCAAAUGUCCAAUGCCAACCUCUUCUGUUAUCAAGAAUGGAAGGGCGCAUGAGGAGAGCUUGGAGAAGAGAGCAGACGACCUACCACUACCAGCAGUAAUGAACAAACAAGGCAUUUUCGUGGUGGCUGCAGAACCCCAAGUCCGAGCAGUGCGUAAGAGGCAUCAUACUCUUACCCGUCCGGACCACCGUGUAAUAGCACCUAAUUUGGCAAGAAUGGCUUCUCUUCCUGCUAUACCAACUCAGAACGUCACCAUUUUUCAAAUGCUUCAAGAAUUCGACAAGUUCGAUCAGUAUUAACAAGGUAAAUAGAAUAAAUUACUUAGGAAUCCCAAGUCUCUGUCCAUCCAUCUUUAAUAUCUUCUUUUCAUUCCAUUGUGGAGUGGUAAAGGAAUUCUUCGUGUUUUUAUAUUUUGGGUUCAAAAGGGAAAGAAAUAUCAUAGAUAUGCAGCGGAUGUCGUACUCAUAUUGUACUAUGAUUUUGGUUUAUAUAUAUUUCUGUAUGAUAUCGUCCA